AUGCAAACGUUAAGAAACAGCAAGAAUCACCAGGUUGUAAGUCAAAACACACUUCAAAGUGCGCUAGCUUUACCGUCAGGUCCAAUCAUAUACAGAGAGUGUGUCAAAGAGGGGUCUAAUUCAAACAACGCUUCACCAACACCACAAUUGUUGAAUACUGUACUAACGAUAGCGGCAGCGAAAGGAGUGCUUCCUGAUAUACUUCCACAAAUACAACCAACUAGAACAGUAUCACCAGAGACAAAGUCUACAACCCAAGAACUCACGCCGCAAAAUAUUGAUAUCGUGCCUCUAUCGCAAUCUACCUCUUUUUAUAAACAAGAGCCGGUUUUUGCAAAUACUCAAUCAAUAGCCACAGCUAUACCUAAACCGAAUGCAAUCAUUCCAACUUCAUCUACAGCAUACACACCUCCAAAUUUUGUUAGAGUACCUACAGUCCCACCACUUAUAAUUUCUCCUGGCUUAAAUCAAAAUACUCAACAAAAUAAUCCAUUUAUUCCUUCCAUUUCUGAAUUUGCACAGCUACAGUCACCAGUGCUAAAUCCACAGACUAUAGAAGAACCGUGUCAUUGUUCUCAAGUUAGCGAAAAAUCAGAACAAAUGACAUUAGCGCCAGCAUUGAUAAUUGAAAGCACACCGAGCACAUUGGAAAUUACAAACGAAUCAAAUUUGGAACCGAUAUGUACAAAUUCAAUUUUGACGACAGAAUAUGGUCAAUCGUUUCCAAUUAAUUUACACAUUACGAUACCACCACCCAAUAUAGAGGCUCCACGAAUUACAUUUAUAAAUGCGGCGUUACCAACACCAUCGCCGGAAAAGACUGCUUCCGUAGAUGAGAGUUCAUUCACAAACCCUAACUUUUUAAAUGGAUAUUUAUCACAACCUCUACCUCAACAGGUGGUGUCAACCCAAGCUAUAGCUCCAAUCGGAUACGGUUCAACACCAAUUGUGUACUCACAGAAUGAUGACGACAAUCUUGGCAUGUUGCUUACAAUUCUGCUACUUGCAAGUCGGAGCAGGAAUUGCAACGGCAUGUGCGGACAUACGUGCAGUUGCUGUAACUGCUGCAGUUGUGGGGACGGCUCCAAAAGUAUCCCUAUUCCGUAUCCUAUCCCAUUUCCCACCAAUAACGCAAUAGUUAGCCCCCGCUACAAUCCAUACUACGACGAUGAUGAAGAAGAUGACGACGAUGAUGAACAAGAUAACGAAAGUAGGCCAUCGAACAAUCAUAAAGCUAAUGAUGAAAAAACAGAUCACUACAAGCGAAAAGACAAAGAUAAUCCUUUACCAGGGGAGAUAAUAGUAGAAGAAGAAGAGGAAGAAGUAGAGGAUGUACCGAUACCGGAAAAAGCGUAG
Parnassius apollo (apollo) is the source of this 1356-nucleotide messenger RNA. NCBI's taxonomy places the organism in Eukaryota, Metazoa, Arthropoda, Insecta, Lepidoptera, Papilionidae. The record is from the annotation of a GenBank genome assembly.